Molecule: messenger RNA, 1800 nt
Organism: Arabis nemorensis
Lineage: Eukaryota; Viridiplantae; Streptophyta; Magnoliopsida; Brassicales; Brassicaceae
Source: the annotation of a GenBank genome assembly
AUGUGGAGGCUGAGAAUUGGAGCUGAAACUGGAGACAAUACCUACUUGUUCUCAACCAACAAUUAUGCCGGUUGGCAAAUUUGGGAAUUUGAUGAAGAGGCAGGCUCUCCUGAGGAACUCGCUGAGGUCAAUAAGGCUCGAGAUAAUUUCUCUGCCAAUCGUUCUAUUUUCAAGACUAGUGCCGAUCUACUUUGGCGCAUCCAGUUUCUAAGGGAGAAGAAGUUUGAGCAGAAGAUUCCACGAGUGAGAAUAGAAGAUGAAGAGAAGAUAACUUAUGAAGAUGCCAAGACAGCACUGAGAAGAGGGGUACUCUAUUUCGCGGCCUUGCAAUCUGAUAAUGGACAUUGGCUUGCUGAAAAUUCUGGUUCCAUGUUCUUCAACGCCCCUUAUAUCAUAUGCUUGUACAUCACUGGGCAUCUGGAUAAAGUCUUCUCAUUGGAGCAUCGCAAAGAGCUAUUGCGUUACAUGUACAACCAUCAGAGCCCCGAUCAUGAUGGUCAAGAAAGUGUUUGUGCAAGGGCUCGAAAGUGGAUCCUCGACCACGGUGGUGCCACUUAUACGCCCUUGAUUGGAAAGAUUUGGCUGUCGGUUCUUGGUGUGUAUGAUUGGUCUGGUUGCAAACCGAUACCGCCUGAGUUUUGGAUGCUCCCUUCUUCUUCUCCCAUCAAUGGAGGUACUCUUUGGAUUUAUUUCCGGGACAUUUUCAUAGGCGUGUCAUACUUGUAUGGCAAAAAAAGUGUCGCUAGCCCAACACCUCUAAUCAUGCAGCUUCAAGAAGAGAUCUAUCCUCAACCUUACAACAAAAUCGAUUGGGGCCAAGCUCGCCAACGAUGCGCAAAGCCGUUUCAUAUGCUUGCUUGUUGGCUAGAAGACUCAAAGGGUGAUUACUUUAAGAAGCAUCUUGCUCGAAUCCCGGAUUGCAUAUGGAUUGGCGAGGAUGGUCUGAAAAUCCAGUCUUUUGGUAGCCAGUUGUGGGAUACGGCCUUAUCGCUCCAAGUAAUGUUAGCUGCUACUGAUGUUGUUGAUGAUGACAUUAUUAGAUCAACGUUGGUCAAAGGAUACGAUUUCUUGAAGAAAUCUCAGAUUACACAGAAUCCUCCUCGUGACCAUAGGAAAAUGUUCCGAGAGAUUACGAAAGGCGGUUGGACUUUUUCAGACCAAGAUCAAGGAUGGCCUGUUUCUGAUUGUACUGCUGAGAGUUUAGAGUGCUGCCUGAUCUUUGAAAGCAUACCAUCCGAGAUCAUUGGUGAGAAAAUGCAUGUAAAGAGACUCUGUGAUGCUGUCAAUUCAGAAGAAGUUGAGAGGUUUAUAACAAAGGGAGUGAAAUACAUAAAAGGACUUACAAAUGCUGAAUGGUAUGGAAAUUGGGGAGUGUGUUUCAUUUAUGGUACCUUUUUCGCGGUAAGAGGUCUAGUGGCUGCGGGAAAUACUUACCGUAACUGUGAGGCGAUUCGUAGAGCGGUUGGGUUCCUUGUCGAGACACAAAACGUUGAAGGCGGUUGGGGUGAAAGUUAUCUCUCUUGUCCCAACAAGGAAUAUACUCCUUUGGAUGGAAACAGAACCAAUGUGGUGAAUACAGGACAAGCACUCAUGGUACUAAUUAUGGGUGGUCAGAUGGAGAUAGACCCUUUACCGGUGCAUCGUGCUGCAAAAGUUUUGAUAAAUUCGCAAUUGGAUGCAAGAGGAAAUGAGGGGAGUGUUCAAGAUGAAUGUAAUGUAUACAUUAUACACUCUAUAGGGAACACUUUCACUCUCCUGGCACUCGCGUAUUACACAAAGGCUCUGCUUCGACCUCUAUAA